AUGCUUGGACGCUUGUUCAAGCUGAGCACCGACACCAUCGCCCCGCCGCCGCUGGUGGCGCUGCUGCUGCUCACGCUGCUGCUCGCCACCCACGACGACUGCCACACCCGCGGCCUUCUCUACGGUACCCCCAACUGUAACCCGUUGAAACCUUAUCAUUUGGACGAAGGUGGGUUCAGAGUGGUGGUGGCCCAGGACUCCGGCUCGAUCCACUACAAAGAUGUCCUUUUUGACUCGCUGCGCCGAGCGCCAGGGCAAAUGCUGCUGGCACCAACCACCCUUUCCACCCUUUCCCCGCUGGGUCCCACCACCCUCCCCAGUCUCCACCUGCAGGCCCAGCUCUGUAAGUUCAUGUUUGGCUCGUUCCCGUCGCUGGAAACCCAGACCACCACCAAGAUUCACAUGCUUCCCCCUUUACUGCUGGUGCACGGGGCCAUGGUGCUUAUCCUGAGGGUAUUUCUGCUCGACGAUGAUAACUCGCCUACCACUACUGCGGAUGCCGACGACGACGACGACUGGGUGGUGGCGCCGCCGAUGCCCGGUCCCACGUCGCUGGCGCCGCCAGUAGCACUGCGACUUGCCCUCGGGCUUGUAAUCCCGAUGGAAGUGCUGACGGAUAUUACUGAUGUCAUAUUUGCCAACUGGGGGGUCGUCCACCACCACCUUAAUCAGUUUCAGGCAAUGGUGAUGGCGCGGACGGCAGCCAUCCACCCGCUUCCGCAAACCACGCGUCUACGCCUCGCCGACUACUGUUUCCAAAACGACUCUGACUUCUUUGUGCUUGUCAAACGGUUUAUUCGUCUGAUGGACUACGUGGUCAACACUCCACGAGUGGUGGGACUUCCACAAGAGGUGGGACCGCGCCACCAUAUCUUCAAACAGUGGGUGCUGGAAGUGGUCAACUGGAUCGAGUUCAAGGACGGCAAGCCCGAUUUCUUAGCCCGAUUAUUUGCCACCGUCAACCAGUACUUCCCCCGUCGCGCAUCCCCUAACGACGAAAAGACUCGAGUGGUGGUGGUGCUGAAUAACCAGUUGGUGGCGAAAAAGCUCAUUUUCAUCGUCAACCUCGUCAUGACCGGCUUGGGACUGACCCAGGUCACCAUCGCCCUGCCGGCAGUGGCGAUCGCCGUCGACGACCUGGCGGUAGACGACGACACGCUCGAUACCCUUGAUGACGUUCACCUGAUGCUGCUGACGCUGCUGUGCGUGACGCCGCUGCAAAAAGGGUGGGCCAUCCCCGUGGCGGCAGCUCUGACGGCGGCGACGCUGACCCCCAUCGUGGUGCCUCACCGGCUGCCGCAACUGCUGCGGCUGGUCGCCUAUCUCUCGUCGUCGUUGACGCUGUCAUUGUCGCUGGUGGCCAGUUCAUGGGGCAAACGCGCUCCCUUGAUGGCUCCCUCGUCGUUUGACGAUUAUACCCCGCACCCGCUAACUAAACGCAACCUGUUCUACAGCCACAAGACGCCGCUGCCGGCGCUCGAACACGACGAAUACCCUUGGACCGCUCCGCAGUUGUCGCUGGGAGAGUUCUCGCCUAAGCUCACACGGUCGCAAUCGAUGCUGGAGCUUGUGGGGCUGCCGACGGCGCUGCUUGAGCUCAAACGCACCAAGCUGACGAUGUACUUCCCCAAGAUCCGCGACGAGCUGGUGAAAAACGUCGUCGAGUACAAUCACCAGGUGGUCCACCGCAAGUGCGACAUCAUCGCCGAUCUGGCAGUAUCGUGGACCAAACGUGACAAUACCCUCAAACUCGACGACCAUGACGACGCCAAAACCGAUGACGAUGACCACACCAGUCUCGGUAGCCACACCAUCGGCCACAAGGCGCUCCCGCCCCACGUGUCCUACUGCGACGAGUUCCGCCCCGAGUUCGACCUCCAGGCGUGCCCCGUACUGGUUAAACUCGAGCACGCGUUGUCUACAGCGAUGCGCAACGACAUCAAUAGAGGGUAUCGCGUACUGCGCACGGUGUUAGUGCUGCUCCGUGCCCGCGAAGUGAAGGUGGUCGAGUGGCACUGUCAUGACCAAGGGUGGCGGAAACGUAGCCGCAGCCCCGACGAGCGCGAUACCGUGGCCAAGCUCGCCGAGAUCCACGCCAUGUACAAGCGCCAGGAAGUCGAUCGCGACCGGCUUUACGCGCUUGUGGAACAACUACUUGUGUGA
Molecule: messenger RNA, 2163 nt
Organism: Diutina rugosa
Lineage: Eukaryota; Fungi; Ascomycota; Pichiomycetes; Serinales; Debaryomycetaceae
Exons: 1
Coding region: 1-2163 (720 amino acids)
Source: RefSeq, a predicted model, not a curated record